AUGGACCAGAACGUCUCUCUCAGAGCUGCCAACGAGGCGGUGGCUGCCAGAGAAAGGAAGAACAAGUCCUGGCGCAACUGGUCCAACUACAACAACUUAACCAACAACAACUACAAUGACAGCAGCAACAAGAGACCACGGGGAAGGCCUUGGGACAAAAGCAAGUCUGAAGGCUCGACGGGGAACAACACCAACGACAACGUCAACAAGAAGAAGGCCUAA
This is a messenger RNA of Perkinsus marinus ATCC 50983, 222 nucleotides long. RefSeq lists its product as hypothetical. Bases 1 to 222 code for a protein of 73 amino acids. The transcript has a single exon. The record is from RefSeq and is a predicted model, not a curated record. NCBI's taxonomy places the organism in Eukaryota, Perkinsozoa, Perkinsida, Perkinsidae.